Messenger RNA from Nicotiana attenuata, 6430 nucleotides. RefSeq names its product DNA repair protein REV1. Lineage: Eukaryota; Viridiplantae; Streptophyta; Magnoliopsida; Solanales; Solanaceae. The record is from RefSeq and is a predicted model, not a curated record. Gene Ontology annotation, biological process: error-free translesion synthesis; error-prone translesion synthesis. Gene Ontology annotation, molecular function: deoxycytidyl transferase activity; DNA-directed DNA polymerase activity; damaged DNA binding. The transcript has 25 exons. Bases 64 to 3450 code for a protein of 1128 amino acids. Gene Ontology annotation, cellular component: nucleus.
AAACCCCCAACCAGAUCAACGUUUCAAUUUCUGCGCCACAACUCUGAGCAAUCGAAGACGAAAAUGGAACCUUCACGCUCUGCGAACUCUGGGUCCAAUUCGAAACGAACCUCAAAUUCAUUUACUUCAAACCCUCGGAGUAACAGCAGCAAUCGGAGCAACAAGAAGAGGAAGACGAGUCAGAAGACCCUAGGCAUGGCUUGGGGCGCCAAUUCUCGCUCUGCUUCUCGUCCUGCCUUCAGUAGUUCACCUUUCUCAAAUUUUGGAAGUUACAUGGCCGUGAAGAAUCAGAAGCUUCACGAGCAGUUUGAUGCGGAGGCGUCAAGCACUUCUCAUAGUGGUCCAGUUUCUUCAAAACCUAUAUUUCAUGGCGUUUCCAUUUUUGUUGACGGAUAUACAGUUCCUUCCAGUCAGGAACUUCGAGGAUAUAUGCUGAAGCAUGGAGGCCGUUUUGAAAAUUAUUUUUCUAGGCGUCGUGUUACGCAUAUAAUCUGUAGUAAUCUUCCUGACAGUAAGGUCAAGAAUUUGAGGUCAUUUAGCAGGGGACUUCCAGUAGUCAAACCCACAUGGGUGUUGGAUUCUGUCGCUGCAAAUAAGCUUCUGAAUUGGGUUCCUUAUCAGCUUGAUCAGCUUGCAAGUGAAGUUAAUAACCAGCCUAAGCUAUCUGCUUUCUUUACGAAAAACAUUUCCAUUUCUGAUGAUAUAGCAACAUGUUCAACUGUCCAAGCCACAUCUAGUGUUGAGAGUCCAAUGUCAUAUGCUGGACCAAUAGAAGACCCUAUAUCCUAUCAAGAGUGGCAAUCUGCAGAAGAUCUGAAGCCUUGUGAUCCAGAAACUAACAAUCUAAUGCAAGAGAACUACAAUGUAGCUAGAGUUGAAGAGUCAACUUGUAGCGUGGCAAUGCAGGAACUGAGUGAUGCUGCAAGUGGAGAUGGAAGCCAUGCUCCAUUAUCAGCACCUUCCAGUCCUCACAACUGUGCAUCAGCUUGUAGCGACUGGACGAGUGAUCCUGUUAAUGAGGGCCCAUCAAAUUUAAAGAUUCCUAGGUCUCCUAAUCAGAAACAUUCAACUCUAGUUGAUGCUAAUUUUGUGGAAAAUUACUUUAAGCAUUCUAGGUUGCAUUUCAUUGGCACCUGGAGAAACCGGUAUCGUAAACGAUUUCCUAGCUCUCCUGGUGGAUUUAGAUGCUCAAGUUCAGGCACUAGUUCUUCAGCCACAGCAAAUAAGACGGUCAUUAUUCAUGUGGAUAUGGAUUGCUUUUUUGUGUCUGUGGUCAUUAGAAAUCGCCCUGAGUUGAAGGACAAACCUGUUGCCAUUUGCCAUUCAGAUAAUCCACGUGGAACAGCAGAAAUAUCAUCAGCGAAUUAUCCUGCUAGGAGUCAUGGAGUAAAGGCUGGAAUGUUUGUCAGAGAUGCCAAGUCACGUUGCCCUCACCUUGUCAUUCUUUCUUACGACUUUGAAGCUUAUGAGGAGGUUGCUGAUAGCUUUUAUAACAUCUUGCACAAGUACUGCAACAAAGUGCAGGCCGUAAGUUGUGAUGAAGCAUUUUUAGAUGCCACUGAUUCUGGAGUAGAGGACAUUCAAGCUUUUGUCUCAAUGAUCAGAAAGGAGAUUCUUGAUGCGACAGGCUGUAGUGCUAGUGCUGGUAUUGGUGGGAAUAUGCUUAUGGCACGUCUUGCUACUAGGACUGCAAAACCUGAUGGGCAAUGUUACAUCCCUGCUGAGAUGGUGGAGGAGCACCUGUGUGAACUUCCCGUAAAAUCACUUCCUGGAAUUGGUCAUGUGUUGGAAGAGAAGUUGAACAGGAGACAAAUCACAACUUGCGGGCAGCUGCGUAUGCUUUCCAAGGAAACUCUUCAGAAGGACUUUGGUUAUAAAACUGGAAGUAUGCUAUGGAACUAUAGUAGAGGGAUAGAUGAUCGGUUGGUUGGCAUGAUACAGGAAAGCAAAUCCAUUGGUGCAGACGUUAACUGGGGCGUAAGGUUCAAGGAUCUGAAAGACGUACAUCAUUUUCUUUUAAACCUUUGCAAGGAGGUUUCAUUACGUUUGCAGGGGUGUGGAGUGAAAGGCCGCAAAUUUACCUUGAAGAUAAAAAAAAGGAGGAGUGAUGCAGGGGAGCCAGUAAAGUAUUUGGGCUGUGGCGUUUGUGAUAACUUGAGCCAUUCUGUCACGGUGCCAAUGGCUACGGAUAGUGUUGAUGUGCUUGAGAGAGUCGUUUCACAGCUUUUUAUGACUUCACACAUAGAUGCGGAGGACAUAAGAGGCAUGGGAUUGCAGGUCUCAAAGCUUGAAACUGCGGAUAGUUCCAAGCAAGGGAAAGAGAGAUAUUCCAUCAGAUCUUGGCUCACUGCUGCCUCUGCUAAGACCGGCCACAAAAAAAGGAGUAGUAGUCAUGAGAAAGGUGCUGAUGCAGAUAAUUGUAAAAACGGUGUUGAUGAACGUCAGGCUCAGUUGCACGGUGAUUCAAGUACACCUUUUACUGAAAUGACUACAGCGUCACCCUCUGGUACUGCUGGUUCUGGACAGAGGGGAACUCUUCCUCCCAUGAACGAGCUUGACAUGGGAGUUAUAGAGUCUCUUCCUCCUGAGGUCUUUUCAGAUAUUAAUGACAUGUAUGAUGGAAAAUUGGCUCAUUUUAUUACUGAAAAGAGAAGCAAAGAAAAAGAAAACGUUUCUUUUGCUUGCCCUGCUGCAUCAGGUGAAGCUUUUGCUGCAUGUGAGGAGCAGCAGUAUAAUGAAGAGGAAAUCCAAGUGGUGGUCUCUUAUCCUAAUAAGCUUUUUGUUGAUAUGAAAAGUGAGCCAGUUUCUGAUGUUAGUGUACCAAAUCUGGACUUAAGUAGCGCUCCCGUCUCAGGAGACAACGGUCUAAUGCCCUCUUCUCUAAGUCAAGUAGACACCUCGGUUUUUCAAGAAUUGCCUGAGGACUUGAGGACAGAUAUUCUUGAACUCCUUCCUGCACACAGGAACGCGGAAUCUUCACUUGAUGCAUCGUUGGUAUGUGUUAAUAAUCAGAUCAGUACAGGUCCUUCUAUUUCAAGCAUUGACUUGUGGGUUGGAGAUCCACCAGAAUGGAUUGACAUAUUCAAAGCCAGCAACUGUCAGAUUUUGUGGAUUUUGGCAGAGAUGUAUCAAAGAGCAGGGGCAAAAAAACAGUUAUCUUCUGUAUUGCAAAGGACUAUGUCUCAGAUUUAUAUUGUCCCGGAUGUGGGCACUGAUGGAUGGGCUGAGGCUGUUAAUUGCUUAUGCGAGCUUAUCAAGCAGUAUUUAAAAUUAAAAAUUUCAAAAGAUAUUGAAGAGGUUUACAUUUGUUCUUGCCUUUUAAGAAGGUUGACUGCAAGGUCAAAAAUUUUCGUAGAAGUUUACAACAACUUGCUUCCUCAUUUUCAGCUAUACAUGCAGGAAAGGAUAAAUGUCUUCUGGAUUUUGGCCUUGGAAGAUUUUGUUACAUGAUACUCAUUUCGGUCCCGUUAUGGUUUCUGCUUAUGUGUUACAGUCUGCUAUGGUAUCAAAUUGUAAACUAUUUUCCCUUGUUUAUGACAUGCACCAAAAGAAUGAUAUAGACUUGUUUGCAUUUUUGAAAGGAUUUCUACUAGAUAUUGAUUUGACUAUAUUUCCUUAAAAACUGGGCUGUCCUGAUCUCGUUAACACAUUAAUUGAUCUGGUUUCUUCUAGAUUUCUUUCUAUCGUUCUAAGGUUAGUUUACUCCUUAAUGGUGUAAGAUUCUACUAUGUGGAUGUGUUGUUCAGGGUCUGUGGAGCAUGACUUUAAUGAAUAACUAAGUGCUGUCUUUUGGUUCUCAUGUAAAUAAUUCCAAAACAUGUUUUCUUUUGUAUACAAAAUAAUAAUAUACGAGGGUGAUGGUAUUUCGUAAGCAUAUUGUGUGCGAUGGCAAUCUUACAGUAAUAACCACAUAAUAAUAAUGAUACCUCAUUUACGAAUAUUAGAAAAUGUUAUUAAGGUCUACCCAUCUAGGUUGUUAUAGGGGUCAAAACUUCCCAGCAUAUCUGGUAACUGUGUUGCCACACCUAUCAAAAACUCCAUCAAGUCUGUAAAUGGGAAGUACCUUGUUAGUUGGUCUGCAGACAGAUUUUGCAUGGAAAUUGUUCCCAUGUAUCUUUCAGUUAACAAGCAGUGUCAGAGGUGUUUCUGUUCUUCUUCUUAAGCCUGUAAUGGUCUCACUGUGCGUUAAGUUGUGUCUUCCUUUCCCCUUGUAAUAUAAGGGCGUCAACUUAAGUAGUUUAAAUGCUGCAUUGAUAUUGAUUUUGGGCUAUUCUGGUUGAAGUUGUUCUUUGCAGCAAAAUAGCUUCUUUUGUUCCUCCUUUAAAACUAGCAAGUACAGGGCUGCAGGCUUUUUUGUUGCAAACCAGUUAAACAUAAAUGAUACUGAACUUUCAACUAUCGGUAGAAUCUCUGUUCUGAUAUUGGAAUCAGAAGACUUGCAUAAAAAGGUUAAAAUAUAAAGUGAGGGAAUCUUUCUGAUCGGAGCCUAUUGUUAUAAAAUCUGGAAGAUUGAAAGUGUGGAAUAGCAAUACGAUAAAAUGAGAGUGACAUCUUAAAAAGUCUCUGAAUUUGAAACCAUCGGUUUGAUGCAUCACAUUCUUUUUCACUGGUAAAUUCAGGUUUAGAAUUUGUUUUCACAGUUUUAACAGUGAAUUCGGGAGCUAGCCUGAUAAAGUUUUUGAAACCAUCGGUUUAGAUGCAUCGCAUUCUAUUUCACUAGUAAAUUCAAGUUUAGAUUCUGUUUUAACAGUGAAUUCUUGAGCUAGCCUGAUCAAGUUUUUAUCUCAACUUCUAGGCAUCGGUUAGUGAGAACUAUGGUGGCUGCUUUUGUAUAGCCCCUGUGAUGGAGUGAUGCGUGCAUGCCUUCUUUGCCAAGUAAAAGUCUCAGGUGCUCUACGUCUACAAGUCUGCAUGCUGUUCCCUCACUUGCUCUGCUUGUAAAUUGGAUAUAGUUGCAAAGGACCUCUGGUAUAAGAAGUCACACCUGGUCUAACAGAGGAUCAUGCAAUUUUUUAUCGGCAUAACAUGAAGUUAGUAGAGCCCUGUUAUCUUUGACGUUCUCUCUUCCAAGAUAGUGGCUUCGGUCAUGCAGAGAGUUGAAGUCCUAAUCAUACAGAGUGGGGGUAUAUUGGGGUAUAUUGGGUCCGAAAGACGUCUCCCCAGGUUAAGCUGACCGAGCUGGAUAUCAUGGUAGGUACCUGUGUGCUUUGAGUGUGUUGCUUCCAAUUCUUGUAGGUAUACAUCCCAAUUCUUGUAGGUAUACAUUUGUCUUUCCUCUUUGCUUGAAGUCAAGUGGGGCUUCUUUGGAUGGAUGCCAUAAGGUGGUAUGAAAUGCUUGAAUCUCUAUGCAUUUUGUCACAUGCUACUUUCUGGAGUCCUGUAUGGAAGUUCAACACAUCCUUGAUAUUUGUAAUUUAUCUGACUGAAUAGUGGAACAUGAAUGUUAUUUUUCACUUUCCCAUGGUUGAUGCGAAAGCUUUUGAAAGUUAUCUUUUCCUAGAGGGAAUUCAGUAAAUGGGAAGUGUUAACAACAAUUAAAUAAAUAAAUAAAUAAAAAUUUCCUUCAGCUAGAAGCUUAAGCUUUUAUAUGUUGUGCUCACGCAAUUUAACAUAGUAUCCAAAUAGGCAGAAGCUUUGGAUUUAAGUCUCAUUAUCACCCGUUAACAGACAAGUAUUAGGAAUAAGGGAGUAGGUACAGAAUCAAAUAAAUUAGUACGAUAUCCUCUGUGUUAAACCACACAAAGAGGAUACCAGAGCAUUGUUUGGGACUGCACAGAUAUUUCUCUUAUUUCUCUGUUACAUCAUGUACACGGCUGACUAUUUAUACAUAUAUACAUAGUUGAUGGGCAACCUAGGGAUAUACAUAAGUGGUGUAGUUCCAUAUCAUAAGAAUACAAACUCAAGAAUACUCCUAAUCUAUCCCUUCUCCUUAGUGUUCACAUAUGAUUGUGGCAGAUAAGGAUUUGGUUCAAUACUCUCUUUAAUAAUUUAAAUUUUUAGAUGAGAUGGUCAUGCCUCAUUGCACUAUGAAUGCUGAUUGGAGUGGAGCAGUUUCAGUGGUUGUGGACUGCGCUGAUGCAAUGUUGAUGCAGACAGGUGAUCUUGUAGUCAGUCAUGGUUUUGCACCUUUUUCAAUGGCAUUUUUCAAACAGCGUGCAAUAUAUGUGGGACUGUCGACCCAGUUUAAAGUUGAAAUACGUGGACUGUUGACCCAGUUAAAAGUUGAAAUCGCAGAAUUGGUGUUCAAAAUCUUGCGAUUUGUAAAUUUUUUGCAUAUCUCACUUUCAUGGAUUUGUUAGUCGUAUUGGUUGAAUUUUAGAUUGUGUCUUAACACGUCGUUAAAGCAUUCCUGUCCCAACUCAAACUAUCAAGUAUUGUUAGCGUUUCGUGGUAUUUGAAAACCCCUACCGGCAACGCCAUUUCUGUUUUA